AUGUCGUUUGAUCCAACCACCGAUGAAUGUCAUCGAGCGCAACUCCUCCCGACAGACGAGGAAGGCGACGUCAACGAACAAAGGCGAUCGCUCGUUGAUUCGGAUGCCGACAGCGACAGUGGGAGCGAUGUUGGCAGCGGCAGCGGCAGUGGUAGCGACUAUGAACGCGUCGACGAUAAACCGCAGUACUCUGAUGGCGAAAGUUUCAUGAUGUCAAGCUCGAAGAAGAUGGAGUGCCAACCCAUAAACCACUACCGAUCAAUGCCACGCCGGUGCAACAGUUGCCAGAUCGUCACCCUCGUCGCGGUCGGCUUGCUCGUGGUGGCCACGUUGGUCAUCGCGGCGCGGUCAUUGCUCGAGCGCUCAGCUUGGACCUCGGAGAUGGAAUUGGUUGCGGAGGAACUCGGGCCCGUGCUACAGGAGGAAGAUUUGGACGUGGUCGGCGAUUUUGCAUCCGAAGAAGAGUUCUACGCGCAAUAUCUGUGGAAAGAGCACCCUCCGCACAAGAGUCUGCUCAACGUGGUGCGGACACUCGACAAGGUGGGUCGGCAACUGGGCUCUGCAUGUAUGAUGCGACGCAAUUUUCGUUGCCGACGUCUUUGAUGUCCUACAGGAUGAACAACGGAUACGAAAUUGGAUCAUCGAAACCAGGCCACGGUCCCAAGCCGGCACACCGAUCGGCGUCAGUUCGAAAUCGAGCAGAACUGAACCGACCAUCAUGAGGGGUCCGGCGAUGAUCAAGGUCGGCAGUGGGCCGGGGGAGUACAGGACCGGGUCCAAGGCAAAGUAAGCUGCUGUGAAGGUCACCCCCCCCACCCCCCCCCCCCGCAACAGGCUCCGACCCAGGUUUUCUUCGCGUUCUAUUUUACAGGCAUCAAGCUCUUGUACAGGAGUGGGAAACGGGCCGGCCUUCACGUGAAUGCAAAGGCACGCCUUGGGGAGAGGCCUACGGAGCCAUGCAUCGCGAUGUCAUCAAUGGGGUAAUUCCACCCAAGGUCAUGAUUGCCUCUUGCAAGAAGGGACAAAUCUGCGGCGGCACAGCAGAUCGGUUAGUCCCAGCUCCAGGUGCUCAUCGCAUCACACCGAGCUUUCGGCCGAGACUAAUCGGCGUGACGGAUCUCUGUUGCACUCGGCGCUGCUCAGAUUCUUUGGCCUUUUCACAAGCUUCCUCUACGCCAUUCUGACGGACCGGGCCUUCUUCGUCGACUGGACCGACUGGCCGUUCGAGGUCUUUGCCGACGCUGUAAAUAUCGAUUGGAGCCGGCCGUUGACCCUCACCACCAACGAGGCAACACACCCCAAGCUAGGCACGCCGACUUCGCAGAUCAGCUUGAGGAACUUUCAACGCCCGAUGGAGGCGCUUGACGAGUUCCUCCUCGACACCGUUUGGGGCAAACAUCGCGACGAGCCCAGCUGGGUCGAGGUCAGUAGUCCAAGCGUCGUCUUGCUGCGCUUGCUCGUCGGUCGAGGCAGUUUGUCCUGAAACGGCCGCUAGAACUCUGCACAGAUCAACACGAACCGAGGAGGCGCGUUUCGCUCGUUCAACUACACCGAGAUUGCACCCCUUCUCAAGGACAAGGGGUUCGAGUAUGCCUCGGUCUACGCUUGCAUGACCGACUACCUCUUCACGCCCAAGGCGAGCGCGCAGCGCUACAUGGUGCAAUACUCGUCGCUGUUUGUGCUCCCUUCCGUGUUUUCGGUCGCGAUGCAGAUCCGGACAGGGGAUGCCAAUAUGGUGAGUUAAAAGCCUCUCCGUUGCUCAAUGAGCGGCCGACAUGGUCGAUGGCUGACCAAGGGGGUUGGGAUCGGUAUUUGUCUUUCGCCACUCCAGGAAUCCGCCGAUGCAGACUCGCACAUCUCGGUCGAGUCGCACCGACGGUUCUUCGUCUGCGCGGAACAACUCGCGGCUAAAUACGCGAAACCAGGCCAAAAGAUUGUCUACUACCUCGUGUCGGAUUCCGAGCACCUCAAGCAGGACGCGAUGGCCAAGUACCCCGACCGCAUCGUCACCACGGGCUUCACCGCGACGCAUCCCGAGAUCAAGGGUGCCGAUCAAAGCCAGUGGCACCGACAGAAGCAUUUGCUCGAUGGGACGACGCAGGUGAUGGUUAGCAGUUGGUUGAUUAGCAGUGAGCUCAAUCAGCCUUCUGUUCACAUAAGACCAGUAGACCCUUGUUCUGAUUCGUGCUCUCAUUGUUGCAGAGACGGAUUAUCAAAUCGUGACCUAUGAUUCUGGAUUUGGAAAGCUGCGUGAGUAACGUUCACCUAAGGAUGCCACAGCGACGGCACUCGUAAUAACAGGACUGACAAGAAUGCUUCGUGUAUUUACUCUGACUAUGUCCAUGCCUCGUUACUAGCCGUCUUCGAAAGCGGUCGCGAAAGACGAACCGUUCAGCUGGCCAAGAAGAUCACCAGUAGCGCCGCCAUGCCCGAUUGUACGGAUCCCGCUGUGUGAGCACCUUACAUCAUCGUCUCUCGAGCCUGUGCUGGUUCAACGAGACCGUACUGAAUUAGGUUCGAACCCUUGUGUCGGGAUCUAGCUUCGCGUCAUUCGAGUCGCUGGCGUCGCGGUGGUCGUUUGGGAAGUAG
This is a messenger RNA of Microbotryum saponariae, 2589 nucleotides long. Lineage: Eukaryota; Fungi; Basidiomycota; Microbotryomycetes; Microbotryales; Microbotryaceae. The record is from the annotation of a GenBank genome assembly.